GCCCCUUGCAUGCAAAUCACGUCUGAGCUCGCGCCUCUCCAUUGGCCGCCUUGCGCUCAUUUAGCUGCUGUCAGAGCGCGCGGCCCGGGAACGCACCGGUAACUUUUCCCAGUAAGGCUCAGCUUCAACCAAAGUCCGCUCCAACAAGUCCUUCCCAUUCCACGGAUGACACGGAGGAGGAAGACGCUGCAGUUUCAGCUCUGAGUGGAUUUCAGUCACUUCUUCCCUCCGUGUUUUUGGAGGCUGAAUGUUUCUGUCUGUCUGACUCUGUCCUACAAAGACGAGGUGAAUGUACAGCAUCAUGAUGGAGACGGACCUGCAUUCCCCCGUGGUGCCCCAGACCAACCCAUCCAACCCGGGGGGACAUGCGGGAGGAGGAGGCGGGGGGCCCGCUGGGAAGAUCCCCCAGGAGAGGAUCAAGAGACCCAUGAACGCCUUCAUGGUGUGGUCCCGGGGCCAGCGGAGGAAAAUGGCACAGGAGAACCCCAAGAUGCACAACUCGGAGAUCAGCAAGCGGCUGGGCGCGGAGUGGAAGGUGAUGACCGAGGCGGAGAAGAGACCCUUCAUCGACGAGGCCAAGCGGCUCCGGGCCAUGCACAUGAAGGAACACCCGGACUACAAGUACCGCCCGCGGAGGAAGACUAAGACUCUACUCAAGAAGGACAAGUACUCACUUGCCGGCGGACUCCUCGGUUCAUCGCCGGGUGUGGGGAUGGGCGGCGGGCAGCGGCUGGAGAGCCCCGGAGCGGGACAUGUGGGGGCCAGCGCGGGCUACGCCUCGCAUGUGAACGGCUGGGCGAACGGGACGUACUCGGGUCAGGUGGCGGCCGCAGCGGCGGCGGCUCACGCCAUGAUGCAGGAGGCGCAGCUGGCGUACACCCAACACCCGGGCAGCGGGGCUCACCCGCACCAUCACCCGCACCACCACCACCACCACCCGCAUCACCACCCGCACAACCCGCAGCCGGUGCACAGGUAUGACAUGAGCGCUUUGUCUUACAGCCCGAUCUCGAACUCUCAGAGCUACAUGAGCGCCUCUCCGCCGGGCUACGGCGGCAUCACCGGCUACACCCACCAGCACCAGAGCUCCGGGGUCUCCCCCGUGUCCGGGGCCAUCGGAGGGACUCUGGGUUCGCUCGUGAAAUCGGAGCCGAGCGUCAGCCCGCCAGUUUCCACGGCGCGCGCACCGCCGCCGUGCCCCACGGGAGACCUGCGGGACAUGAUCAGCAUGUAUCUGCCCACUGGCGAGGCGGCGGGCGGCGACUCCGUUCAGAGCAGACUGCAUGUGCUGCACCCGCAGCACUACCAGAGCGGGGGCUCCGCCGCGGUGAACGGGACGGUUCCCCUCACGCACAUUUAAAACGUCCACAUGAACUGUAAGCACUGCGAACACAACCAAAUAUUUCCACUCCACGUGCGAGCUCCAGCUGCUGAUGGACUGUAAAUUAUAGGCGGCUGCAGUCAUGAUAAUGCAAUCACUUUGAACUUUUUAUUUGAUUUUAUUUUUUAAUAAUAAUUGUUAUUUAAAAAAAAAAAAAAAAAGUGAUGGAUCUUUUUGUCCGAAAGCGCCUCAGAUCGCUUGCCAACUUCUGACACCGUUUAAAUUAGAAUCCGUACAGGCUGGUGCAAUUUAAAGCUUAUUUUAUUCUCCGAAUUACAGACACCAGCCGAGUGUUUGGAGGAUGUUUUAAAGAGGGAAGCGUAUAAUAAAUGCAGAGCGGUGUGGAGAAAGAAAGAAAGAAAAAAAAGUUACAGGCUGCAGUUUAAAUUGAUUUCCAGUUUUGAUGCUUGUAAACAUGUGAGUCGGUGUAAUUUGAAUUUGUUCCUGUUGUUGUAAAAUCUUGUAAAUUGUGAAUAAAUAGGCCUACUGAAAACGCUUUUAUGCAACUGUAUACAUAAUUUACAAAAAGGCAAAUCUACAUUUUUGCAGCUGAAGCCGGAGCAUCGCUGACUUGAAUAAAUUUUCCAAGAUUUCUUUGUCUCUUGGAGAAACGUUA
This is a messenger RNA of Poecilia reticulata (guppy), 1997 nucleotides long. It is a transcript of the gene sox1b, whose product is annotated as SRY-box transcription factor 1b. Gene Ontology annotation, molecular function: RNA polymerase II cis-regulatory region sequence-specific DNA binding; DNA-binding transcription activator activity, RNA polymerase II-specific. Gene Ontology annotation, biological process: positive regulation of transcription by RNA polymerase II; neuron differentiation; brain development. The record is from RefSeq and is a predicted model, not a curated record. NCBI's taxonomy places the organism in Eukaryota, Metazoa, Chordata, Actinopteri, Cyprinodontiformes, Poeciliidae. Gene Ontology annotation, cellular component: nucleus.